CUCGCUUGGUUAACUUAUCUCUUGAUUUAUUAAUACUACCCAAAGACGACGAUUCUCUGAACGCACAUCAGUCUCGAUAAGCUACCAAGUUUUUUCAAAGCGCGUCGAAGUCCAACGAGGGCCAAUUUUUUGGCCAUGAUUGUAUAGCUUUUGAAUAUUUUUUUUAAUCAUCUGUCAAAUAACGUUUCAUUUUUUUUCCGUGGAGGAUCAUCUAGUCUAAUAUUAUGAAGUCAAACAGUUGUUUUGCUGUUCCACUUCUUCUGUGUUAUUUUAUAUGGAUCUGUGUCAGCAAAGAGACAACACAAAGGCCCGAGAAGCGAUUUGACAUCAGAGGAAAGGAAUGGGUAGCAGCACAAAAAAUUAUCAACAAGUUGGUUGAUGAAAGUAUUGCUAACAGGGUUUCCGAGGCGGAGCAUGAUGUUGAGCGUUUACUGGAGUCCAAUAUUGCUGAUCACAUCAAGAAAACUGGUAAAACGCUCCUGCGAAAGUUACCAAAAGAAUGUACAGAUAAAAUUGAGCACUGCUCCGCUCUCGCCAAGUCUGGAGUUUGCAAGACAUCACCAAAGGCCAUGCAUCAACAUUGUGCGAAAACCUGUAACUUAUGCGAGGACAAUUUCUUUGAUGCCACACCCCACAUCGCCAUCGCGCUCAAGAAAGAACCUGAAAAACUCUUAAAGAAACAGCCAGUUGCCCCGGUCCUAAAAAAGACUUAUCACAAAUCUUUAAAGGAUAAAGUAGUGCCAGAGAAACCAAAAACUGAACAGUCUACGAGGAAGCAUGAAUUAGCAGGAGAGGGAUUUAUUCCAGCUGAUACGAUCAAAAUCCUUCACUCUAUAGAGCCACUCCUGUCACAGCAAUCCAAAGGGGUUAUGAAAUUCCAUGAAAAUGACUUGAGCCCAGAAAACGAGAAGAUCCGCGAUGCACAGAAGCUGCUAGAGUAUGUAAAAGUUCUCAACCCACCGAAGAAGAUGGCUAUCCUUGAAGCAAAGGUAUCUUUAGCAAACGACAAGAAAAAGUCUACUACUAAGAAACCAAAAAAGAUUGUCACACACGAAGAUAAAGACAAAGAACAAGAGGACAGAGAACAAAAAGACGAGGUGAAAAAAGAAGAGAAGUCAAAACCCAACCACGCACCCAAAUCGAAAGUUGCAAAGAAGAAGCUUAAAGUUAAGGGAACACCGCUGACAAGUUUAUCAAAGACAGUGACUUACAAGAAUCACAAGUACAAGAUCACACCAGUCGUGGACUGGGAGCGAAUCUCUAAAAUGCUGGAAAGUCUUGGCUACAAGGCUGUUCAUAUUGUUGGCGUCAAGGACAAAAGCAUCCACAAAGAUCUUACGGAACAUCUUAAAAAGCACGGAGUUGACAAUAUUUUGUCACACAAGAUAAAAGGAAAGGCCGCUGCGGAAACGUUUGUGUCAGCUGUUCACCGAGAAAAAUCUUGGCAUAAUGACGAAUAUUUUAAGACACACUGCCAUCCAAAGUGCCUCACGAGCUGCGUAUCCUCUUGCAUGCCGGGAUGUUGCCGCGAGCACGACAAGGUUUCAGUCAAGACAGGUCUCGCCAAACAUUGCCACGCAUCCUGUUUGACGAACUGCCUGCCAUCCUGCGGUAGCGGCUGCUGCUCGGCUGACGAGGAGCGAAAGAGGGGCCACCACUUCUUACAUUAUCAGAGGAUAAAAGAUUACCACAAGGCUAAGGAUGAAGCGGCUGCCAAGCAGCACGACCAGCCCAAAGAAGACACUAAAAAGCAGGAAGACAAAGUGAAUCCCAAAUGCCAUCCGCAGUGUAAAGAAACUUGUAUUUCGUCCUGUGGCAAAGGCUGCUGCACAGACGAAGGCGAGAGGUUGAGAGACGAGAAUGAGAGAAAGAUGAAAGAUCAACAGGAAAAAUAUAGGAAGGACAAACAAAAGAAGCUUCUGGAAAUGUACAAACCUCAGCCCAGGCUCUGCCCGGCGCCGUGUCCUCAGGUCUGCGCUCCGGCUUGUGCUGAUGACUGCUGCGCCUUUGGAAAAUAUGCGUCACCACCUGCGCCAGGACUCCCUGCUAGUGACCAACCCCAUCCUGGUCUGACCCCAAACGUUCCAUAUCCCCACUCCAAAGUCAUUCCUCUCGAGGCCUAUGCCUGCAAAGAAACCUGCAAGUUCUCUUGCACUUACGACUGUCCCCGCGAUUGCUGUCAACCGGAAGAGCUAGCUCAGGAAGAAGCUCAUGAAGCUGCCGCUCUUGCACCUUCAGCUCUUUCAUCUCCCGCUAUAGGAUCUCCAACCACAAUAGGAGCGCCACAAGCUAUGGCUUAUCAAGACCUCGCUCCUGCGAUGGGGACAUGCCCGAGUCCCUGUCCUGGUGGUUGCUACCCCUCCUGCACUGUGGCUUGCUGUACGUCGGCUCUGGGCCUUCCCCAAGAAAAUCAGGCAGAGUUGAGCCCAGAGGCACGUUCCUCCACUAAAAGAGUACUGCAUAUUACUCACCUGGUGCGACCAAUCACGAGUUUAAAUGGAUGCGCAUUAUCCUGCGCCACACACUGUACACCAGCAUGCGCAAGAUCUGGCUGCUGUGAUUCGUCGAAAAGAAAGAAAAGAUCUGACUGAAUCGUUUCGUGACGAAAAGAAGAAAAAAACAUUGCAUUUAAAAUCCAUUCAUGUUAAACAAUGAUAGGGAUUGAAGAUGUAAAUGCUGUUCAGCGGAAAACCCUAAAAAGACGAAGAACUUUUAAAAGUACCGCACAUUAAUGCCAAAGAGAGUGUAGGAGAAACGAUAGUUGCUACACUCCAUAGAAACAAACUUAACAUAGAAGUUAUCAUACAUCCUUUUCCCCUUUUUUUCUAUUCUUAAAAGCCUGCUUCAAGGCUUUAGAAAUAAAUAUUGUGACUCACCAAUACAGAUUUAAAAACGUAAAAGUUUGUUGAGUACAAAUUUAAAGCUAUAGAUAUAAAAUAUAAAGAUCAACGAAUCGAGAAAUCUUUUCACAUUUUAGGUGUGUUCUAAAGAUAUUGAAAAGAAUUUUGCUCUAUAUGUCAAACGUAUUCUAUUCUUGUA
Messenger RNA from Pocillopora verrucosa, 3039 nucleotides. Its product is annotated as axoneme-associated protein mst101(2). The record is from RefSeq and is a predicted model, not a curated record. Lineage: Eukaryota; Metazoa; Cnidaria; Anthozoa; Scleractinia; Pocilloporidae.